CUUGUUUACCUUGAUGUUUUCGUAAUAUCCGGUGUCACUGACGUGUUUCCGCUUUUGUUCCGAAGGAAGAACAACAAUGGCGUCCUGUAGUAAGGACACAGCCGCUGCUACUGAGGAAGAAACGACUGAAACGUUGGCUUCCCAGAAGAGAGAAGAGAGGCUCCGCAAAUUCAGGGAGUUACAUUUUAAACGGAAUGAAGCUCGUAAACUGAAUCAUCAGGAGGUGGUGGAGGAGGACAAGAGACUGAAACUUCCUGCCAACUGGGAAGCUAAAAAAUCCAGACUGGAGUGGGAGCUUACUGAAAAUGAAAAGAAGAAGGAAUGUGCUGCUCGCGGUGAGGACUAUAACAGAGUGAAGCUGCUGGAGGUCACCGCCGAUGAGGCAGAGCGAUGGGAGAGGAAGAAAAAGAAGAAGAAUCCAGACACGGGAUUUGCAGGUUAUGCGGAGGCCCAAUUCCGACAGUACCAGAGACUCACCAAGCAAAUCAGACCAGACCUGCAAAGCUAUGAGAAGCAAAGGGAGGAGAGCGGUGAGGACUUCUACCCCACGUCCAAUAGCCUGAGCUACGGCACCCACGUUCCCACAAAGGACGGCAUUGACCGCAUGGUGGAGGAUGUUGAGAAACAGAUUGAGAAGCGCGCCAAGUACAGCCGGCGCAGGGCUUACAACGACGACGCAGACAUCGACUACAUCAACGAAAGGAACGCCAAGUUCAACAAGAAGGCGGAGCGCUUCUACGGCAAAUACACGGCAGAGAUCAAACAGAACUUGGAGAGAGGAACAGCUGUCUAGUGAGACCUGUCACCCUGUCACUCUAUGCUGUGGAUGCUUUAUUUUGCUAAAGUUUGUAAGCAGUGAAUGGGUUUUCUCUUAUGUUGCUUUUGACCUGACAGGUCUAAGAAUAUUGUCUUAUGUUCCUUUGUACAGUAUUAGGACUGUAAAAGCUAUACGCCACCCCCCCCCACCCAUUUUUUUUAUUAUUAAAUAAACCACUUAUUAUCCAGUAA
Molecule: messenger RNA, 1008 nt
Organism: Fundulus heteroclitus (mummichog)
Lineage: Eukaryota; Metazoa; Chordata; Actinopteri; Cyprinodontiformes; Fundulidae
Gene: syf2
Product: SYF2 pre-mRNA-splicing factor
Exons: 7
Coding region: 77-793 (238 amino acids)
Cellular component (GO): catalytic step 2 spliceosome; post-mRNA release spliceosomal complex; Prp19 complex
Source: RefSeq, a predicted model, not a curated record